GACUGGAUCAUUUUAAAGGCGGUGUCAGGCAGAGGAAGAGAUUGAUUACCUGAUACAUCUCUGAUCAAGCAGCAUCAUGAUGAACAGCGCAGUGUAUCCUCCCAACGCCAACGGAGCCAACACGUUUGGCAACGUGCCCGGCUAUGAAGGCAUCGCAGCAGGUGGAGGUGGUUACCUGCCUCCUCCAAUGCCGUUGGAGCCUGUGGCCCCGCCCCAACCCGGCCCUAAUCCUAAUGAAUGGACCAUCCCCACUCUGUCGGAGGAUUCGGCUCGUGAGGCCUUCAAGAGCUUUGUGUCGUCUCACUGCUGCUACAGUGAAAGCCCCGUGAAUGACGGAGUCAUCACCAACAUGGAGCCGUUCAACACCUACAGGUAUCGACUGGAGACGUUCACUGAGUCCAGGCAAACUGAGUGGGCCACCAAACCUUAUGAAGGUGAGCAGGCUGACUUCUACACCGCGACCGCGCCCCGGCCCUGGGAGGUCCAGACCACGUCUCCCGGCCUCUUCACCGAUCACAAGGAGGAGAUCCGCGUGCCCUACACCUCCUCCAUCAAGGACUGCACAGACUGCCAUAGUAGUGGGACGAAGCCCUGUGAAGAUUGCCAUGGAGAUGGACAUAAGCAGUGCUGGGAGUGUAGUGGCGCUGGGAGCAAGAAUGAUGAGCGCUGCUCUCGCUGUGAUGCUACAGGAAAAGAAAGGUGUUCCAACUGUGACUCGCAUGGAACGAUCGACUGUGAGACCUGUAAAGGAAAAAAACAACUGCUGUCGUACAUCAACCUCAAGGUGGAGUGGACUAACAACGUGGAGGACCACGUGGUGCAGCAGAACUCUGGUCUACAGGUCGAUGAUCUCCGUUCAGUGAGUGGGAAGGAGCUGUUCAAGAACUCCCAGUACCUGAUCUACCCACUGUUUGGGUUCCCAAACCCGGCCAUCUCCGAGGCCUCUGAGCGAAUGAUCAAAGAUCACCAGGCCAAGUACGCCCAGAAUGCCAGGAUCCUGCAGCAGAGGCAGACAGUCGAGUUGAUCCCCAUCACUAAAGUGAACUACAAGUGGAAGAGCGACUCUCACGUCUACUUUGUCUACGGCAACGAGCAGAAAGUCAACGCAGACAAUUACCCGGCAACCUGCUGCUGUGUCAUCCUGUAGACACACACACACACACACACACACACACACACACACACACACACACACACACACACACACACACACACACAAACUGACCCAACUGCUUUUCCGUUGUUUUUUUAAUACUAUACCCUCCUUCCAGGAUGCAUUUUAACCAAAGACCUAAAAAAUCUACAAAAAACGUCCAAUUUAACGGAGAGAGGUUCCCACAAGUUAUCAGGUCAAACUUUUUGCAGAUAAACCUGUCACAUCUUUUUGUGAUAAAGAAUUAAUUUAGAAUAUUGUUCUGUAGUUUUGUAGCACAUACAUUUCUUAGAACUGGCUUUAUUACCAGUCCAAUUUAAGAUUAAAAAGUACUCGACAUUAAGUGAACAAUCCUGGAGGGAAUCGAUUUAUCUGUUUGUCUUUGUGUUUCCAAAACUGUCCUUUUCAGGUUUAACUCUAACUACUGUUUACAUUAUAUCGCCUUAUAUCAACAUUUCACUUCAUGACCAAAAUAAACAACCCUCUGCCUUUUUUAACUGCCCUCCUGCAGUACAGCUAAUCUCCUGUAGAGAGCGAUCUGGUGUUUAACACAUUGCCUUCAGUACAUGUGUAUCUGUGACUAACAGGACAAGGCCACUUCAAACAGUAAAGCUUACAGUACCAGUCAAAAGUUUGGACACACCUUCUCAUUCAACUACUUUGAAGAAUCUAAAAUAUAAAACAUAUUCUGGUUUGUUGAGCAUUUGUUUGUUUACCACAUAAUUCCAUAUGUGUUCCUUCAUAGUUUGGAUGUCUUCAAUAUUAAUCUACAAUGUAGAAAAAAAUAAAAAUAAAGAAAAACCAUUGAAUGAGAAGGUGUGUCCCAACUUUUGACUGGUACUGUACGUUUUACUGUUUGUUUGUAAAUGACCAUAUAUAUGUAUAUUAUCAUAUUAUUAUUCAUCUUCGGGGGGUUUAUUACCAGCCGCGUCACAGACACUGGUACAGUUUUCACCUUUUGAGUCUGUGUGUGUCAUCAUGGCAAAAUGAGGUCAUCAAGAUUGCCACUGUAGCGGGAUCUAUGACACGGGUGGUUUCGAGUGUUUUGGUAGGUGUUUAUAUUACUGUCUGUCUGUCUGUGGUCAACGAUACCAAAACACUUUUCAGCAGUAAAACGUUUUAAUUUGCUGAGUGCUCUUGAAAACAACGAUGAUGUAAAUAUGCUUUUUAUAAGUGAUGUAUGCUGGAAUGGGAUGAAACUUUUAUGGAUUAGUCCCUUUUUAUCUGCAAAAAGUAAAUGCCUUAAAACCGGAGUUUUUAAAAGUCGGAGACUGUGGGCCUCCACUCAGACAAAGCUUACGUUUUACCCGUGAUUGUAUAUUUAUCACAUAGACACUCAAGAAGUAAGGCAAGAUAGCCUAAAAUGUGUUGUUUGAGUUAACUUCAGAGUGCACCAAUAUAUAAAAAAAGGCAUUUAUUAGUUUCUGAAUAUGGGAAAGUGGGAAAAAACAGUUAAGUUCCCCAACUCUUUAACCAAAUCACACAUUGAUGCUGUUCUUUGAUCAUAAUUUUGAUAUCUAAUGUAAUACAUUUUCACUUCCAUUCACUAAGCUUCCCCACCUCUCACUUUCAAAACCUCUGCCUUAAAACAAUACUGUGACUAAUAACCAUCUCUGCUUCUAACCUUACGGACCCGAUGGUGAUGUUACUCAUUAAUACUCUGUUUUUACAAUAGAUUAUUAAUCGUAUGUUACUGUUGAAGCUGAAAAUAAACUUUAAAGCUCGACUGCUUCUGUCACAUCUGUUUACAACUAACUGUAACCAAAACUGUAAAAAAUAUAUCAGACAAAUAACACUAAAUACAUGAGCAAAUAAUAUUGAGUGUAGAAUGUAAUACAAAGUAUUUUUCUUUAAUCUCCAUUCAGAUGUAAAAAGAUAGCAAAUAGCUUUAACUUUUUUCCAUUUACUACCAUGCAUUUAAAUUUAAUUAAUUUUAUUCUAUUAUUUAACUUCCACUAGCUUUUUGUUAUUUUUUAACUCGUUCAUUUUCCUUUCUCUGAAAUUCCAAGGAGCAUUAGCUAAUGUUGUUAGCGUUAGCUUGGUGAUGGUAAGAAGAGUAUAUUCUUAAGUGGUUUAAUCUGUUUGAUUUGAUUUGUGAAAAAAAAUUAAUAGAAAAUGGGCUUUUUUAAACAAUCUGUCUGGAGGUUAAAGGGAAAAAAAUCAAGCCUUAUACUAUGUAACCUUUAUUUUACAGGAUGGAUGUCUAAAUAAUGGAAUCCUAAUCUAAUUCAUGACUGUUUUUAUGUUAUUGUUUUGUACAUUUUUGUACAUGUAAUAUUGUUAAAAGACAUUUAUUGACAAAUAUGCUCUAUAUGUAUUUUAAAUAUAUGUCCGUAGAAACUCACACACUGCUAAUAAAUAUGUAAAACAACCGAAAAUAAGAUCUGGAGAGAUACUGAAUGUAAGCAGAUAUCUGAAGUGUUAAUGUUUGAAGGUUAAGAUGGCGUUCACUCUGAGCUGAACUUUUACAGGAAGCUGUGAAAAAGAGAUUGUUUUGACUCGAGUGAGACUCGAUGAGGAAGCAGAUACCUUCAGCGUGUGAAGGAGGAAGUGAAGAAGCCCCAGAAGAGACUUCAUACGCCUUCACAUCUGUUGAA
Messenger RNA from Anoplopoma fimbria (sablefish), 3750 nucleotides. RefSeq names its product protein SSUH2 homolog. The record is from RefSeq and is a predicted model, not a curated record. Lineage: Eukaryota; Metazoa; Chordata; Actinopteri; Perciformes; Anoplopomatidae. The coding region runs from base 77 to 1147 and encodes 356 amino acids. The transcript has 12 exons.